Molecule: messenger RNA, 4902 nt
Organism: Betta splendens (Siamese fighting fish)
Lineage: Eukaryota; Metazoa; Chordata; Actinopteri; Anabantiformes; Osphronemidae
Product: macrophage mannose receptor 1-like
Exons: 33
Coding region: 102-4478 (1458 amino acids)
Molecular function (GO): signaling receptor activity
Source: RefSeq, a predicted model, not a curated record
GGAUGUGGCCAUAUUAAGUCUGACUUUCGACAAUCAAUCACACAACCCUGUGAGAAACGCAUGGAUAAAAGCUUCUGCUCUUACAAAAAAACCCAACAAGGAUGCAUUGUACAAUAUUCCUGGUUCUGGUCCAGACAUUACUAUGUGUGGCUACAGAUGACUCACCUUUUCAACUUAAUAACAAAGCUACUGGCUUUUGUUUGGUGAAAACAAAUAAUCAGUGCAAUGAGAUACGCUGGACAACUGGUGACCGCCUUCUGGUACCGCAGAGCACUCGCAAGUGUCUGGGAGUACAAGGAAAAAGUGUGGGGAGUGAAAUCAGCCUUUACGACUGCGACGAAAAUAGUGAACUCCAAAAGUGGGAAUGCAAGAAUGAAACAGUUCUUGCUCUCAAAGGCCAAGAACUUUACAUUGAGCUCAAUGCUGACAACACAGCAGUUCUCUCUAAAACAUUAGGACCCAACAACCACCUCACCAUUUCAGGGACAUCCAAAGGAGCUUGCACAAGAACAUUCAGAGAAUUGUUUAGCAUUGGUGGAAAUGCUGCUGGGCUCCCCUGCAUGUUUCCAUUCAUGUACAAAGACCAGUGGUACUCGGACUGCACUACAUUUGACACUGCAGACCAGCAGCUUUGGUGUGCAGUUGAAACUAAAUAUGAGAAUGAACGAUGGGGAUACUGCCCAACUGCUUCUAGAUAUACCUGGAAUAAUCACCCAAUAACUGGAGCAUACUACCAGCUCAAUAGACAGGCAGCUCUGACUUGGCCCCAGGCUGAAGUCAGCUGCAAACAGCAGGGUGCCUCACUGCUCAGUAUCACUGAUCCUAAUGAGCAGGCUUAUGUCACAGCAAUCCUGGGUGAAGGGGGCAGUAAGCUUUGGAUUGGGCUAAUUGUUGAUCCAGAACAUGGCUGGAAGUGGACUAACGGGAGGCCUUACCGUUACAUAAAAUGGGACUCUGGACACCCACUUCCCAGUCCAGGAUACACUUGUGCAAUUCUUGAUCCCGCUACACGGUACUCCUGGCAAAGUUUAUCUUGUACUAAGAAACUGGGCUACAUCUGCUACAGUAAAAGUGCAGAAGAAACUCCUACCCAAGCUGCCGAGACUGGUUUUUGCUCACAAGCCUGGAUUCCAUACAAUGGUCACUGCUUCCACCUUAAUCGUACUCAGAAAACAUGGCCCGAAGCUCAGAGACAAUGCCGUGAUGAAGGAGGGGAACUUGUCAGCAUGCGCAACUUGGAAGAUCAAAGCUUUGUCAUCUCUCAACUUGGAUAUGAAUCCACUGAUGAGCUUUGGAUUGGCCUGAAUGACAGGAAGACAGAGGGGCUGUUUGACUGGAGUGACCAUGCAACUGUCAGCUUUACUAGUUGGGAGUAUGGCAAACCAGCUGUUGCCACUAAUACAAAAGACUGUGUUCUUAUCAGGGGAAAAAAUGGAAACUGGGCCGAUGAUACAUGUGAAAGUAAACAUGGCUUCAUUUGUAUGAAAAUGAGUGCCUUAACGCCCUCUGGAGAAGAAGUGGAGCAGGAUCCGGACUGCAAGACAGGCUGGAGGAAACAUGGGUCAUACUGCUACUUCAUUGGGACAAACAAAAAAACCUUUGAUGAAGCUAAAGAUGACUGCGAGGUUUCAAAUUCCUACUUAGCUGAUGUUUCAACUGGGGUGGAUAACGCAUUUCUUGUCAGCUUGGUGGGCUUGAGACCAGAGAAAUACUUCUGGAUUGGACUUUCAAACCAGAAAAACAUUAAUGAAUUUGUGUGGACCAACACAGACAAAGUAAGGUUCACUCACUGGAACGCUGAAAUGCCAGGUCACCAACAGGGCUGUGUUGCCAUGAAGACUGGAAUUUAUGCUGGCCUCUGGGAUGUGCUGCCGUGCACCAAUAAGGAGAAAUACAUCUGUAAGCAUAAGGCAGAAGGGGCCGUUUUAACCCCUGCUCCACCCACUAACAACCCUCCCAAGUGUGCAGAUGGCUGGACAAAGUUGCCAUCUAGAAACUCCUGCUUUAAGGAGUUUAUAGGGCAACCUUUUAAACAAAGGACCUGGUUUGAGGCUAAAGAUUACUGCGUGGCAAUUGGAGGCGACCUGAUCAGUAUCCACAGUGCUUUGGAUGAAGAGCUACUACAGAAUAAACCAAGUUAUAGCUAUCGGUCAAACACAGUCUGGAUUGGACUAAGUGCCCCUGACCCAGGCGCCGGAUAUGUAUGGAGUGAUGGAUCCCCACUUCAUUUUCAAAACUGGCAGACUGAUGAGCCAAAUAAUAAAAAUAAUGUGGAAUCAUGUACUGAAAUGGAAGUACGCGGAAGUAGGAUGACAUAUGAACAAAGUGGAUCCUGGAAUGACAUUCAUUGUGAGGUGUACCAUGGAUGGAUAUGUCAGAUUAAUGCUGGAGUUACUCCAAAACCAGCCCCAGGCGACGUCACUCCUGACUAUAACACAACCUCAGACGGGUGGCUAGAAUGGAAUGGGGCCCAGUACUAUAUUAACAGUGCUUCUAUGGCUAUGGAGGAUGCUCGACGCUACUGUCAACAGAGGCAUGGGGACUUGGUAACUAUCCACAGUGAAGCUGAAAAUGUCUUCUUAUGGAAACAGGUAUCCAAAAAUCAUGGUCUUUACUGGUUAGGUCUGAAUGUAGAUCUUGAUGGAUCAAGUGGGUGGAUGAAUGGUGAUCCAGUGGUAUUUGAAAGAUGGGAUGAAAAUCAACCCGAUUUCAAGCACAAUGAUGAGAAUUGUGCUGCCAUGACAAAUUUUAUGGGGUUUUGGCAUGAUUAUAAUUGUGGCUUUGAUCACAAAUCUAUUUGUAAACGCACUAACUCACCACCUGUCAACGCCACUGUAGUGCCAACAGUUUUACCCACAGGCAACUGUCCAGAGACGUGGAAAAAAUUUAACUCAAAGUGUUACAGCAUUAUUACAGAGAAGGAGACAUGGGAAGGAGCCAGAUCACAAUGCAAAGCAAAAGGAGGAAAUCUGGUCUCAAUUCUCUCAAGACAUGAACAAGUAUUUCUGGCUAUGGAAAUGGCCAAAGCGCCUACCACAGACCUGUGGAUUGGUGCACAUAACAAACAUGGUAAAUUUGUCUGGACGGAUGGGCGACGAAUGUCAUACACAAACUGGGGUUCUUAUCGCAAUACAAUUAGAAGAAUACAUGAUCUUUACUGGAAUCCUCAUGUCCGUUAUCACAUGAUUGACAUGGACUAUGAGGAGCGGCACUUCAUCUACUCGUUUGAAGAGAAUCGGUGUGUUUCAAUGACUACUGAUACUAAAAUUGGUAUUGGGAAGUGGGUAAAAAGGUCCUCCUGCAAUGAUACUUGUGGAUAUGUCUGCCUUCAAAAUCUAGUGCCAUCAGAACAUAUGUCCCCUGAUCCAACAAUUCCUACAGGAUAUGUUAAAAUUUUUAAUGACUCUAUGAAGCUUGUUACGGAAAAAAUGAACUGGGAUGCAGCAAACAAAUACUGUAAAGAUGAUGGGGCCGGCUUGGCUAGCCUUCGAAAUGAAUGGACAAAAACGUACAUUGAACUAAUGGCUUUGAAUCUUCAAGCUCCUCUGUGGAUUGGACUCAACAAAAAACUGACUGGUGGAUAUUUUAGAUAUAUUGACGGUUGGCAUAUGUCCCUUUCUAACUGGGGAGCAACGGAACCAAGGACAGACCGACCUUGUGUGUACAUGGAUGUGGAUGGAACCUGGAAGACUGCUUACUGCAGUGAGAACAAAACAACCGUUUGCAUGAAGUCCACAGAUGUAGCACCAACAGAGCCAAGCAGUUAUCCGGGAUAUUGCCCUGAAGAUCCAGAAACAUCUCGAUAUAAUCGCCACAAAUCAACAUGGCUAUCAUUUAGGGGAAACUGCUACCUUUUUAUUACAGACACAGUUUCUUGGUCUCAUGCAUCUACUAGCUGUGUACAACAUGGUGCAAGUCUUGCCAGUAUUGAAGAUCCCUUUGAGCAAAGUUUUAUUGAAAGAAAUAUAAAAACAUUUGAAGACAGUCAGAGCUCCUUCUGGACUGGCUUGUAUAAAACUCACUCAGGCAAAUGGCAAUGGUUGGAUAAAACAGUCAUCGACUACAGUAACUGGGAAAAUGGUAUAUCUGGUCAAGGUGAUUACGGCAUGAUUAAAUCUUCAAAUGGAAAAUGGAGGUCAGGUACCCGGUGGUCCGAGAAACCAUAUAUCUGCAAAACACCCAAAGUCCCAGGCACAUAUGAAACAACAACUGAAAAACCUAGAGUGGAACUUCAACCCGGUCGCCAUCACAUCAUUUUGUCAGCUGUGAUGGCGACUCUGCUGACUGUCAUUGGCAUAGCCAUACUUUUAUUCAUCUUUAAGAAGUCUGGUCACCACCUAACCAUCUCUGAAAAGUUCAAUACUUUUGACAACCCACUCUUCUUCAACAAUGAACGAGCCCGGCCUGAUCUGGUGGACACCAAUAAGCUGGUAGCAAAUGACGAGGAGGAGAACUCUGGGUCUGUUAUCACAGUGUAAUAUAUCAGCAGAAGCUUGCAAGAUCAGUAAUUUCAUUUUACGUUGUGUUGUAAAUGAGUUUCAGUGACUCUGACAUAAAAUGGUCUUAAUAAACACAAUUACUGCAAUAUUUGACCUCCUUAGAUUGCGAAUGAGAAAGUGUUGAUGAAACUAUUGGUUUAUUGAAAUGCUUAGCUUUGCAUAAGUUUACCAAUAAAUAAAAAAUAAUAAUUUAAAUAGAUUUUCAAUAGAUUUUUAGUUUAAGAUUUUAUUUAGUUUUAUUUUUUUCUAAUCAACCACUUCUAUCAAAUAUUGUACUUUACUGGUCAUUGUUAUUCAGUGUUUGUCUGGCAAAGUAAACAGUGACUAUUGAUUUUUCUGCUCCAUUUAAAAGGGAUAUGGAAUGUAUUGUAUACUGAGAUCCAAUAAAACGACUGGAAAGAUA